AUGGCUGUUUCCAGAUCCGACUCAGUGUCAUCGUUCAGUACUGCCGGAUCAUCGCAGUUUGUUGAUGCAAACUCCAAAUUUGCCGACGCUGAAUCAGAGAUGCAGAAGCAACCGACAGACUCGCUAUCACACACAGAAGACCAAACCAAGGUUCAAAGUAUAGCGGAUCCUGAAAAGGAACAGGAUACCGAUGCUGUGGCUGAACAGGCUGAGGUGAAAACAAAACAACCGGAACCAGUGAAGGAGCCAAAGGCUUACGUGUCCAAACAGGAGAAGAUCAGACAACUCAGAGAACAAAACCCUCAAAAGGGAUACCAAAGAGAAGAGGGCGAAUGUCACGAGUACGUGUGCUCAAACAACAUACUAGAUGUGUUGGACUUGCCAAAUUGGAAAGGUCUAUGUGGCAGUCUUGGUGUGAUGUGUUGCAACUCGUGUUGCAGCAGCGGUACUUCCUCGGUACAAAAGGCAGCCGUCAGGUAA
Pichia membranifaciens NRRL Y-2026 is the source of this 480-nucleotide messenger RNA. RefSeq lists its product as hypothetical. Lineage: Eukaryota; Fungi; Ascomycota; Pichiomycetes; Pichiales; Pichiaceae. Bases 1 to 480 code for a protein of 159 amino acids. The record is from RefSeq and is a predicted model, not a curated record. The transcript has a single exon.